This is a messenger RNA of Megalobrama amblycephala (Wuchang bream), 8126 nucleotides long. RefSeq names its product mucin-22-like. The record is from RefSeq and is a predicted model, not a curated record. The transcript has 9 exons. Lineage: Eukaryota; Metazoa; Chordata; Actinopteri; Cypriniformes; Xenocyprididae. The coding region runs from base 110 to 8086 and encodes 2658 amino acids.
AUCCUUCAAAAAUAAAUCAUUGUUCUUAUAUAUAUAUAUAUAUUGUUGUUGUUUUAAAGGUGAAAUAAUUGAAGGACAACUAACAGAUGACCCCUGCAACAAUUACAAAAUGCUGGAUGACCUUCGAAGAGCCACCAACAAUCAAUAUUCCUCCGAAAUAAUGUGCGACUGUGAAGUCAGCUGGAACGGCUGGUAUCGUCUCUUCUUUCAGGGUCAGAGCGUUCAGAUGCCGGACACAUGUGUUGAUGAGUAUAGCUGUGGCACUCAUUCUCCACUGUGGCUGAAAGGAGGACAUCCAACAGUUGAGGAUGGAGUGGUCACUCGAGAUGUUUGCGGUCACUAUGACAAUGACUGCUGUGCUUUUCAGUCCAAUCCCAUUAAAGUCAAAGCCUGUACAGAUUAUUAUGUUUAUGAGAUUGUGAAACCAUCUUUCUGCUUUUUGGCAUACUGUGCAGAUGUAAGGAACAUCAACACCACCUAUACCUUCUCAACCCCAGCCAUUACGACUGCGCCCCCUGUUGACCCCUGCAACAACUACAAAGUGCUGAAUGAUCCAUGGAGAGCCACCAACAAUCAAUUUUCCUCUGAAAUAAUGUGUGACUGUGAGGUCAGCUGGGAUGGCUGGUACCGUCUCUUCAUUCAGGGUCAGAGCGUUCAGAUGCCAGACACAUGUGUUGAUCAGCAUAGUUGUGGCACUCACGCCCCACUGUGGCUGAAAGGAGGACAUCCAACAGUUGAGGAUGGAGUGGUCACUCGAGAUGUCUGUGGUCACUGGGACAAUAACUGCUGUUAUUUCCAAUCAAAUCCUAUUAAAGUCAAAGUCUGCCCUGGCAAUUAUUAUGUUUAUGAGUUUGUGAAACCAGAUUUCUGCUCAUUGGCGUAUUGUGCAGAUGUUAGGAACACAAACACUACCUAUACUACUGUCACUCCCGAGACAAUGUUAACCACAGAAACUACAACCAUGGACAUUACAACUGAUAUUGGGCACAAUACCACUCUCUAUUCUACCAUCAUGAUGGAGACAAGUUCAACCAUAAAAACUACAUUUAUAGAUACUACAACAAUGGACACUGACGAAGUGGAUACAACAAUGACAAUGGAAACCACAAAAACAGAAAGUAUAAACACAGGAACCACAUCUCCAGAAAGUACCACAAUUGAGACCACAACAGCAAGCACCAAAGCAACGGGAGGUAUGAUCACUGACACAACAACUCCAGAAGGUGCCACAACUGAGACCACAACUGCAGAAAGCACCACAACUGAGAACACAACACUGGGCACCACAAUGACAGAAAGUAUCAUAAGUGAGACGACAACUGUGGGUACCACAACAACAGAAAGUACAAUCACAGGAACAACAACUCCAGAAAAUACCACAAGUGAGACCACAACAGCAGAAAGCACCACAAAUGUGGGUACUACAACAACAGAAAGUACCACAACUGUGGGUACUACAACAGCAGAAAGCACCACACCUGAGACCACAACUGUUGAUACUACAACAACAGAAAGAAUCACAGCAACAGAAAGUACCACUAGUGAGACCACAACAGCAGAGAGCACCACAAAUGUGAGUACUACAACAACAGAAAGUACCACAACUGUGGGUACUACAACAGCAGAAAGCACCACACCUGAGACCACAAAUUUGGAUACUACAACAACAGAAAGUACAACCACAGGCACAACUCCAGAAAGUACGACAACUGAGACCACAUCAGUAGCCAAAACAAUUCCAGAAAUUACAACAGCUGAGACCACAACCGCAGAAAGCACUACAACUGUGGAAACCACAACGGAAAGCACCACAACAACAGAAAGUACCACAAGCGAGACCACAACAGCAGAAAGCCCCAAAACUGUGGGUACUACAACAACAGAAAUUACCACAAGUGAGAAAACAACAGCAGAAAGCACUACAACAGAGACCACAACACCAGGCACUACAACAACUGAAAGUACAACCUCAGCCACAACAACUCCAGAAAGUACCACAACCGAGACCACAACAGCAGAAAGCACAACUGAGUCCACAAGUGGGAGUUCAACAACAACAGAAAGCACCACAUCUGUGGGAACCACAACACCAGAAAGUACCACAACCGAGACCAAAACUGCAGAAAGCACCACAACAGAAAGCACCACAACUCCAGAAAGUACCACAAGAAAAAUCACAAUAACAGAAAGCACCACAACUGAGACCACAACUCCAGAAAGUAUCACAACUCUAGAAAGUACCACAACCAAGUCCACAACAGCAGAAAUCACAACUGCGACCACAACUGUGGGUUCUUCAACAACAGAAAGCACCACAGCAACAGAAAGUACCACAACCGAGACCACAACAGCAGAAAGCACUACAACUGAGACCUUAAAAGCGGAAAGCACAACUGAGACCACAAGUGUGGGUUCAACAACAACAGAAAGCACCACAUCUGAGGGAACCACAACACCAGAAAGUACCACAACUGCUGAAAGCACCACAUCUGUGGGAACCACAACAACAGAAAGUACCACAACCGAGACCACAAACGCAGAAAGCACAACAACAGAAAGCACCACAACUGAGACCACAACUCCAGAAAGUACCACAACCGAAUCCACAACAGCAGAAGGCAGAACUGUGGGUUCUUCAACAACAGAAAUCACAACAGCAACAGAAAGUACCACAAGCGAGACUACAACAGCAGAAAGCACUACAACCACUGCCACAACAACUCCAGAAAGUACAACAGCUGAGAACACAGAAAGCACCACACCUGUGGGAACCACAACACCAGAAAGUACCACAACCGAGACCACAAAUGCAGAAAGCACCACAUCUGUGGGAACCACAACAACAGAGAGUACCACAACCGAGGCCACAACAGCAGAAAGCACCACAUCUGUGGGAACCACAACACCAGAAAGUACCACAACCGAGGCCACAACAGCAGAAAGUACCACAACUGCAGAAAGUACCACAACCGAGACCACAACUGCAGAAAGCACCACAUCUGUGGGAACCACAACAACAGAGAGUACCACAACCGAGGCCACAACAGCAGAAAGUACCACAACUCUAGAAAGUACCACAACCGAGACCCCAACAGCAGAAAGCAUAACUGAGACCACAAGUGUGGGUUCUACAACAACAGAAAGCACCACAGCAACAGAAGGUACUACAACUGAUACGACAACACCAGGCACUACAACAACUGAAAGUACAACAACAGCCACAACAACUCCAGAAAGUACAACAGCCGAGACCACAGAAAGCACCACAUCUGUGGGAACCACAACACCAGAAAGUACCACAACCGGGACCACAACUGCAGAAAGCACCACAGCUGAGACCACAACUCCAGAAAGUACCACAACUCUAGAAAGUACCACAACUGAGUUCACAACAGCAGAAAGCACAACUGCGACCACAACUGUGGGUUCUUCAACAACAGAAAGCACCACAGCAACAGAAAAUACCACAAGCGAGACCACAACAGCAGAAAGCACUACAACUGAGACCUCAACACCAGGCACUACAACCACUGAAAGUACAACCACAGCCACAACAACUGCAGAAAGUACCACAACCGAGACCACAACAGCAGAAAGCACAACUGAGACCACAAGUGUGGGUUCAACAACAACAGAAAGCACCACAGCAACCACAACAGCAGAAAGUACAACUGAGACCACAACACCAGGCACUACAACAACUGAAAGUACAACCACAGACACAACAACUUCAGAAAGUACAACAGCCGAAACCACAACCACAGAAAGCACCACAUCUGAGGGAACCACAACACCAGAAAGUACCACAACUGCUGAAAGCACCACAUCUACGGGAACCACAACAACAGAAAGUACCACAACAGAGACUACAACAGCAGAAAGCACCACAACAGAAAGCCCCACAACUCCAGAAAGUACCACAAGCAAAAUCACAACAACAGAAAGCACCACAACUGAGACCUCAACUCCAGAAAGUACCACAACCCAAUUCACAACAGCAGAAAGCACAACUGUGGGUUCUUCAACAACAGAAAGCACCACAGCAACAGAAAGUACCACAAGCGAGACCACAACAGCAGAAAGCACUACAACAGAGACCACAACACCAGGCACUACAACAACUGAAAGUACAACCACAGCCAAAACUCCAGAAAGUUCCACAACUGAGACCACAACAGCAGAAAGCGCAACUGCGACCACAACUGUGGGUUCUUCAACAACAGAAAGCACAACAGCAACAGAAAGUACAACAAGCGAGCCUACAACAGCAGAAAGCACUACAACCACUGCCACAACAACUCCAGAAAGUACAACAGCCAAGACUACAGAAAGCACCACAUCUGUGGGAACCACAACACCAGAAAGUACCACAACCGAGACCACAACUGCAGAAAGCACCACAUCUGUGGGAACCACAACAACAGAGAGUACCACAACCGAGGCCACAACAGCAGAAAGUACCACAACUGCAGAAAGUACCACAACCGAGACCACAACUGCAGAAAGCACCACAUCUGUGGGAACCACAACAACAGAGAGUACCACAACUGCAGAAAGUACCACAACUGAGACCCCAACAGCAGAAAUCAUAACUGAGACCACAAGUGUGGGUUCUACAACAACAGAAAGCACUACAGCAACAGAAAGUACUACAACUGAUACGACAACACCAGGCACUACAACAACUGAAAGUACAACCACAGCCACAACAACUCCAGAAAGUACAACAGCUGAGACCACAACUGCAGAAAGCACCACAUCUGUUGGAACGACAACAGCAGAAAGUACCACAACCGAGACAACAACUGCAGAAAGCACCACAUCUUUGGGAACCACAACAACAGAGAGUACCACAACAGCAGAGAGCACCACAACAGAAAGCUCCACAACUCCAGACAGUACCACAAGCAAAAUCACAACAACAGAAAGCACCACAACUGAGACCUCAACUCCAGAAAGUACCACAACCCAAUUCACAACAGCAGAAAGCACAACUGUGGGUUCUUCAACAACAGAAAGCACCACAACUGCUGAAAGCACCACAUCUACGGGAACCACAACAACAGAAAGUACCACAACAGAGACUACAACAGCAGAAAGCACCACAACAGAAAGCCCCACAACUCCAGAAAGUACCACAAGUAAAAUCACAACAACAGAAAGCACCACAACUGAGACCACAACUUCAGAAAGUACCACAACUCCAGAAAGUACCACAACCGAAUCCACAACAGCAGAAAGCACAACUGUGGGUUCUUCAACAACAGAAAGCACCACAGCAACAGAAAGUACCACAAGUGAGACCACAACACCACAAAGCACUACAACAGAGACCACAACACCAGGCACUACAACAACUGAAAGUACAACCACAGCCACAACAACUCCAGAAAGUACCACAACUGAGACCACAACUGUGGGUUCUUCAACAACAGAAAGCACAACAGCAACAGAAAGUACCACAAGCGAGCCUACAACAGCAGAAAGCACUACAACUGAGACCACAACACCAGGCACUACAACAACUGAUAGUACAAUCACUGCCACAACAACUCCAGAAAGUACAACAGCCGAGACCACAACUGCAGAAAGCACCACAUCUGUGGGAACCACAACAAAAGAGAGUACUACAACUGAGACCACAACAACAGAAAGUGCCACAACUGCAGAAAGUACCACAACCGAGACCACAACAGCAGAAAGCACCACAACUGAGACCUCAACACCAGGCACUACAACCACUGAAAGUACAACCACAGCCACAACAAUUGCAGAAAGUACCACAACCGAGUUCACAACAGCAGAAAGCAUAACUGAGACCACAAGUGUGGGUUCUACAACAACAGAAAGCACCACAGCAACCACAACAGCAGAAAGUACAACUGAGACCACAACACCAGGCACUACAACAACUGAAAGUACAACCACAGCCACAACAACUUCAGAAAGUACAACAGCCGAAACCACAACCACAGAAAGCACCACAUCUGAGGGAACCACAACACCAGAAAGUACCACAACUGCUGAAAGCACCACAUCUACGGGAACCACAACAACAGAAAGUACCACAACAGAGACUACAACAGCAGAAAGCACCACAACAGAAAGCCCCACAACUCCAGAAAGUACCACAAGCAAAAUCACAACAACAGAAAGCACCACAACUGAGACCACAACUUCAGAAAGUACCACAACUCCAGAAAGUACCACAACCGAAUCCACAACAGCAGAAAGCACAACUGUGGGUUCUUCAACAACAGAAAGCACCACAGCAACAGAAAGUACCACAAGCGAGCCUACAACAGCAGAAAGCACUACAACUGAGACCACAACACCAGGCACUACAACAACUGAUAAUACAAUCACUGCCACAACAACUCCAGAAAGUACAACAGCCGAGACCACAACUGCAGAAAGCACCCCAUCUGUGGGAACCACAACAACAGAGAGUACAACAACCGAGACCACAACAACAGAAAGUGCCACAACUGCAGAAAGUACCACAACCGAGACCACAACAGCAGAAAGCACAACUGAGACCACAAGUGUGGUUCCUACAACAACAGAAAGCACCACAGCAUCCACAACAGCAGAAAGUACAACUGAGACCACAACUAUGGGUGCAACAACAACAGAAAGCACCACAGAAAAAGAAAGUACUACAAGUGAGACCACAACUGCAGAAAGUACUACAACUGAGACCACAACAGCAGAAAGCACUACAACUGAGACCACAACACCAGGCACUGUAACAACGGAAAGUACAACCUCAGUCACAAUAACUCCAGAAAGUUCCACAACUGAGACCACAACUGUGGAUACUACAACAACAGAAAGCACCACAGCAACAGAAAGUACUACAACUGAUGUGACAACACCAGGCACUACAAUAACUGAAAGUACAACCACAGCCACAACAACUCCAGAAAGUACAAUAGCCAAGACCACAACAGCAGAAAGCACCACAUCUGUGGGAACCACAACACCAGAAAGUACCACAACCGAGACCACAACCACAGAAAGCACCACAUCUGUGGGAACCACAACAACAGAGAGUACCACAACCGAGACCACAACAGCAGAAAGCACCACUACAGAAAGCACCACAACACCUGAAAUUAUGACAAGCAAAAUCACAACAACAGAAAGCAGCACAACUGAGACCACAACUCCAGAAAGCACCACAUCUCCAGAAAGUACUACAACUGAGACUACAACAGCAGAAAGUACCACAACUCCAGAAAUUACCACAACCGAGUCCACAACAGCAGAAAGCACAACUGCUACCACAACUGUGGGUUCUUCAACAACAGAAAGCACCACAGCAACAGAAAGUACCACAACUCCAGACAUUACCACAACCGCGGCCACAACAGUAGAAAGUACAACUGAGACCACAACACCAGGCACUACAACAGCUGAAAGUACAACCACAGCCACAACAAGUCCAGAAAGUACAACAGCCGAAACCACAUCCACAGAAAGCACCACAUCUGUGGGAACCACAACACCUGAAAGUACCACAGCUGCUGAAAUCACCACAUCUGUGGGAACCACAACAACAGAAAGUACCACAACCGAGACCACAACCGCAGAAAGCACCACGUCUGUGGGAAUGACAACAACAGAGAGUACCACAACCGAGACCACAACAGCAGAGAGCACCACAACAGAAAGCACCACAACUCCAGAAAGUACCACAAGCAAAAUCACAACAAUAGAAAGCACCACAACUGAGACCACAACUCCAGAAAGUACCACAACUGAGUCCACAACAGCAGAAAGCACAACUGCGACCACAACUGUGGGUUCUUCAACAACAGAAAGCACCACAGCAACGGAAAGUACCACAACCGAGACCUCACUAGCAGAAAGCACAACUGAGACCACAACUGUGGGUUCUACAACAACAAAAAGUACCGCAGCAACAGAAAGUACCACAAGCGAGCCUACAACAGCAGAAAGCACUACAACAGACAGCACAACAGCAGAAAGUACCACAACUGAUACCACAACACCGGUCACCACAACAACAGAAAGCACCACGAUGACCGAAAAGACAACAGAAACACCCUUCACAGGUUAAUAUCAGCACUUCCACAUCCAUGGGUCUGAAGGGAGCUCAG